Molecule: messenger RNA, 847 nt
Organism: Dothidotthia symphoricarpi CBS 119687
Lineage: Eukaryota; Fungi; Ascomycota; Dothideomycetes; Pleosporales; Dothidotthiaceae
Exons: 2
Coding region: 23-817 (264 amino acids)
Biological process (GO): translation
Cellular component (GO): mitochondrial large ribosomal subunit; ribosome
Molecular function (GO): structural constituent of ribosome
Source: RefSeq, a predicted model, not a curated record
CACCGGCCAAAGCAGAGUAGCCAUGCUGCUCCCACGAUUACUCGCACCCGUGCGCGCCUGCACAAGAUCUACCGCCCCAUUGUCCCGCGUCUUCGAAGCCCUGCGCGCGCCCACGACGGUGCCGACCCUCGCCCUCACUUUUACCAGGAACGCCUCACAUCAGUCCCAAGGACGUGCCAACGGCGCAAAGGACGGGCCGGGAAAACGACUGGGAGCGAAGAAGACUGGAGGCGAAUAUGUAAUUCCCGGAAACAUCAUUUUCCGCCAACGUGGCACUGCGUGGUACCCCGGUGAGAACUGCAAAUUCGGCCGCGACCACUGCGUCUUUGCCACGGAAUCGGGCUAUGUACGGUACUACCGCGACCCGCGGAAACAUCCCAAGAGACAAUAUAUUGGCGUUGCCCUCGAGAAAGACCACACGCUGCCGUAUCCACCAAACGCCGCGCGGAGGAGGAGACUCAACAUGCUGGCUGUGCCCAUCGAGCCCGAGACAGAUGUUGUCGUUGACCCGCAGUUGGUCGAGGUUGAGGCUGGGGAUGUGCAGGUGGUAGAGGCGAGCGAGGGCACGCCGCGGGAGCAGACAAGGAGAGCUUUGACCAUUGGAAAGGGAUAUGCGUACCGGGAGGCCAAUUGGCAGAUUGGUCGCGCGGCGGAGCGGGCGAAUGUUCAGGUCAAGAAGUUUGUGCCGGGAGAUCGAUGGGCGGCGUGGAGGAAGAGCAAUGCGCGAAUUGAGGCGAACGCUGAGAGGAAGAGGCUGCGGAACGCGGGUAAGAAGACGGCGAAGCCUAAGCAGCGCCAGCAGAGGCAGAGAGCGUAAGAGUUGAGCAUGUAUGAAUACGGGUAUCGC